Magnolia sinica is the source of this 2388-nucleotide messenger RNA. Its product is annotated as probable methyltransferase PMT11. Gene Ontology annotation, molecular function: methyltransferase activity. Lineage: Eukaryota; Viridiplantae; Streptophyta; Magnoliopsida; Magnoliales; Magnoliaceae. Gene Ontology annotation, cellular component: endosome; cytoplasm; trans-Golgi network. The coding region runs from base 51 to 2078 and encodes 675 amino acids. The transcript is spliced from 9 exons. The record is from RefSeq and is a predicted model, not a curated record.
AAGCUCUCCUCCUCCCUGAAAAUCAGAGAGAGAGAGAGAGAGAGAGAGAGAUGAAAUCCUUCAGCAGCUCUGAAAUCCUGAGUGCUCCUAUAUUCGUGAGAAUCUCGGUCUUCGCUCUCAUUUCCUUCGCUUUCUUCUACCUCGGCAAGCACUGGUCGGAAUCCGACGGCUACCAGCCCUUCGUCUUCUUCAACAACCGCCAAUUCCUACCGUCCAUCUCCUUCUCCCCCAACGUCAACAUAACCCGCUCCGACAUCUCCUCCCUCAUUCCCAACCAGACUGAAACCAUCUUCCUCCCGAACACAGCCUUACCUCCCGAAAAACCACCGUCCGAUCCACCCCCAGUGGCCCCUCCCCCACCGCCGGAUCGGUACGGAAUCGUAGAUGAGAAUGGAACAAUGCGGGACGACUUUGAUAUCGGGGAAUUCGAUCCGGAUAUGAUUGAGAACUUGGAGGACGUGAAUCGGACGGCGGAGAUGAAAGAAGAGGGUGGGAAUUCUAGAAUAAGGGUUAGGGUUAGAAAAUUCCAGCUCUGUCCAGAUAGUAUGAGAGAGUAUAUACCUUGUUUGGAUAAUGUGGAAGAGAUUCGGAAGCUGAGAUCGACGGAAAAAGGGGAGAAGUUCGAGAGGCAUUGCCCUGGGGAGGGGAAGGGUUUGGAUUGUUUGGUCCCAGCACCGAAGGGUUACAAGACUCCGAUCCCCUGGCCCAAGAGCCGGGAGCAGGUAUGGUACAGUAACGUACCGCAUCCACGUUUGGUUGAAGAUAAAGGGGGUCAGAAUUGGAUUUCAAUAGACAAGGAUAAAUUCAAAUUUCCAGGAGGUGGAACCCAGUUUAUUCAUGGGGCAGAUCAGUACUUGGAUCAGAUUUCCCAGAUGGUACCAGAAAUUGCAUUUGGUCAUCACACAAGGGUUGUCUUGGAUGUUGGAUGUGGGGUAGCGAGUUUUGGUGCUUUUCUGCUCUCUCGAGAUGUGAUACCUUUGUCUGUGGCCCCAAAAGAUGUUCAUGAGAACCAGAUUCAAUUUGCUCUUGAGCGUGGUGUGCCCGCCAUGGUGUCUGCUUUUGCAACACGUCGUUUGUUGUAUCCAAGCCAAGCUUUUGACUUGAUACAUUGUUCACGGUGUCGUAUUAAUUGGACCCGUGAUGAUGGAAUUUUGCUUCUUGAGGUCAACAGGAUGCUUAGAGCAGGAGGAUACUUUGCUUGGGCAGCUCAGCCAGUUUAUAAACAUGAAGAGAGCCAACAAGAAGCAUGGAAAGAGAUGGAGGACCUUACUGCUCGUAUUUGCUGGGAGCUAGUGAAAAAGGAGGGAUAUCUUGCUAUAUGGCAGAAACCUUUAAACAAUAGCUGCUAUGUCAAUCGUGACACUGGAGUUCAACCACCAUUAUGUGAAACAGACGAUGACCCAGACAAUGUUUGGUACAUUGAUCUAAAAGCAUGCAUUACUCCACUUCCUGAGAAUGGAUAUGGAGCAAAUGUUACAAAAUGGCCUGCACGCCUGCAUUAUCCACCAGAUAGGCUCCAGAGUGUGGAGAUGGAUGCCUACACAUCUAAAAAGGAGAUCUUCAAGGCAGAAUCGAAAUACUGGAAUGACAUAAUAGCAAGCUAUGUUCGUGCUUAUCAUUGGAAAAAAUACAAACUGCGAAAUAUUAUGGACAUGAGAGCUGGCUUUGGAGGGUUUGCAGCUGCAUUAAUUGAUCAACAGAUCAAUGCCUGGGUGAUGAAUGUUGUCCCAAUCAGUGGGCCCAACACCUUGCCUGCCAUAUAUGACCGUGGACUUAUAGGAGUUGUGCAUGAUUGGUGCGAGCCGUUUGACACAUACCCAAGAACUUACGAUCUCUUGCAUGCAUCUGGCCUCUUCUCCAUCGAGCAAAAACGAUGCAACAUCUCCAGCAUCAUGCUUGAGAUGGAUCGGAUGCUGAGACCCGGAGGGCGUGCCUACAUUCUUGACACUAUAUCCAUCAUUGAAGAAGUUCAGGAAAUUGCAGUCGCCAUGGGAUGGAGGGCGGCGUUGCACGACACAUCCGAAGGCCCUUAUGCAAGCCGAAGGGUGUUAAUGUGUGACAAACAUAUACGCCGCUGAGUCAUUUAACCUUGGAAGCAAUGUUAGCUAACAUCUGCACUCAGUCAUUUGGAUAGAUCCACCCUUUCUUCGACUUCUGAUAACACAGUACAGCAGCAAACUCCUGCCAGAAGCAGGAAAAAGGGUGUCUGUCGAAAACAGGACAGCUUAUAUAUCAAUCAUGGGAAUAAAUUUUUAAUCCUCUUUUUUCUUUUCUUUUUUCUUUGCUUCUUCUUUCUUUCUUUUUGUAAAAGAAAAUCAAGCUUUGUGAAAACCCCAAGGGGGGGCACUGCUAAUCAAAGGGGUAAUAUCGAUUUAACUGUUUAGAUGA